UUGGUGUGCUGUGUUUCGCAUAGACAUGUAUGCGAGAAGCAGCCUGGCAGACACAUCGCUGUAUGUGUAUUAGGCUUCGGCCUGGCAGACACAUCGCUGUAUGUGUAUUGGGCUUCGGCCUGGCAGACACAUCGCUGUAUGUGUAUUGGGCUUCGGCCUGGCAGACACGUUGUUGUACGUGUAUUGGGCUCCGGCCCGGCAGACACGUUGUUGUACGUGUAUUGGGCUUCGGCCUGGCAGACACAUCGCCGCAAUGACAAUGAGGAUGACGAUGUUCAAGCUGGACCCUCCAACUCCGCGAGUAUUCCUGAUGAUGACCAUCAAACUGAACGUGCUGAUCCCACUAAUCCUGUGGGCAUUGCUGACGAGAAUGAUCAGGCUGGACUGUCUGAUCCUGCCAAUCCACCUCUGGCUCCUCUGGAGAUGCAUCCGAGGACGGCGCAUGAUCAGGAGAGGCCGUAUUAG
Messenger RNA from Danaus chrysippus (African queen), 465 nucleotides. The record is from the annotation of a GenBank genome assembly. Lineage: Eukaryota; Metazoa; Arthropoda; Insecta; Lepidoptera; Nymphalidae.